UUUUAAAAUCUUAGCCUGAUUAUGAAAAAUGUUUAGUAUGGUAUAUAAUGAUAUACUGUAUAUAUUCUGUUUUGACGUAAAUAAUUUGCUAGCAUGGUACGCGAGCGCUCUCUAGUGGUACGCGGGGAAAAUUAAUAUUUAUACAACAUUUAAACAUAAAGAUCUUUAUAAACAUCUCUCCUGUGUGGUGGAAGCUAAUAGGAAAGGCCUAUGCUGCUAUAUUCUAAUGUUGGCCAUCAUGGUGGUAAAAUGUGAAAAAAAAUGUGACCGAUUCCUCGGUGUACCCAUUUGCAUCACUAGAUGGCACUGUCAUUCUAUUCUUGUGUACGGCAUGUUUUGGUCAUAGUUCAUACAUCAUGAUAAUGUCCCGUGCAUGUGCCCAGAAAGUUCAGAACGAAUGAAUGUUUUUUUCCUCUGUAAUGAUUUUCUGUCUCUUUUUUAUUGAAUACUGAAUUUAUUGAAAACUUGCUGUGCACAGAUAGUGAACCACGGACGAAGGAUGACGAGGAUGGAGUUGCCAGGAAGGAGUAAAAGAAAACGAGGAAGGCAGCAGUGAUCCAGAUGUCAUAAAAAAAGACAUAAAGACUAAAACUCCACACAUAUGUGAAUACAAAGUCCAAGACCAUUUUCCACUGAGGAGAGCUGAAGAUGGAUGAGAAGGAAUGUCCUUUAGAAUCUCACAAGGCCGUUUCAGGGGAACCUGGAGCUGAUCACAGCCACCGCUGGACAAGGAUGGGACACGUGUGAGACAUUUACACUCUGUCAAUUCGGAGUGAGCAAUUGACCUAAUUCUGGAUGGUUUGGACAGAAUACUGACAGGGGACUUUUACUUAAGGAGGGGAAUCUGCGGGAUGUGACGGAGCCAUGAUCCUAAGAUGUUCUACAGUAAGACAAUCCAGCCGUCGCUCCUUUCAAGCCCCGCCCCUCCAUGACCAAUUAAGGAUAUGUCCGGUUUUAAAAAUCCCAAGAUGGCGCGGAGCAAUGGCGCUUUUGAGAAAAUAAACGAGUCCACAGGGUGACGUCAUGGUGGGCUGGUUGUCACGGCUAUAACAUGUGAGGAUCCCGCUGGAGCGGAGUUUAACCGCCUGCAGAGAGACGCUCAUCCACCGCUGCAGACUCCGCUCGCACUCUGGUGUGAGUCUCCCUUGCUGUAGCGAUGGCCGACAGCUCACACUGCUUCUACUGCCGGGAAGACCUCGGCGGGAAGAAGUUCGUCCGCAAUGAGGGCAAACCCGUUUGUGUCCGUUGCUACACCAAGUUCUGCGCUCACUCCUGCGCCGAGUGCCAUAGACCCAUCUCCGUGGAAACCAAGGAGCUGAGCCAUAAGGGCCGCCACUGGCACGAGGAGUGUUUCCGUUGUUCCAAGUGUUACAAGCCUUUGGCCAAGGAGCCCUUCAGCACCAAGGACGACCGCGUCAUGUGUGGAAAGUGCGGCUCCAGAGAGGAUGCUCCACGCUGCCAUGGCUGCUACAAACCCAUACUGGCAGGCACAGAGAGUGUGGAGUACAAAGGCAACUCCUGGCACGACGAAUGCUUCACCUGUUUCAACUGCAAACGGCCAAUAGGAUCGCAGAGUUUCCUCUCUAAAGGAAAUGAUCUGUACUGCAGCCCCUGUUAUGACAAGAAGUUUGCCAAACACUGUGUUGGCUGCAAGAAGGCGAUCAGCUCAGGAGGCGUGAACUACCAGGACCAGCCGUGGCACAGUCACUGCUUUGUUUGCUGCGUCUGCUCCAAGACUCUGGCCGGAGAAAGUUUCACCAAACACGAGGACCAGGUCUUCUGUGUCCACUGCUACAAGAGCUCCGUGGCCAAGAAAUGCAGCAGCUGCCAUAACCCGAUCACAGGUUUUGGCAAAGGCGUGAACGUGGUGAACUACGAGGGCGGCACCUGGCACGAGUACUGCUUCAACUGUAAGAGAUGCUCCAUCAGUCUGUCCAACAAGUCAUUCGUGGCCAAGGGACGAGACGUCUUCUGCUCCGACUGUGGCAACAAGUAACCUGAAGGCUGCGUCCUCUACAGCGGCAGUACUUACUCAUUAUCAUUCUUUCUCCAUUAGUUUAAAAUUAGAGGCUGUCCUUCAUCACUGCUGUCAGACACACACACAAACACACACACUUUUAUAGAACCAUACUUAAAGAAGCGCAACUGUUUUUAUCGUUGUUUUUUUUUUUCACGCUUUCCGCCGGCACAAGACAACCGCUAAUUUUUAUCGUUUUGAUAUGUGAUAUGGAAAUGAGAAGAAAUUCGAGCCACCAAAAAAACCCUGAUCUUGAUCUUAUAUUUAUACCUCCUGAUUAUAACUGCGAUUUUCACACCCUUAAUUUCAAACAACCAAAUGUUUAUGCACUUUUUUAAACACUUAUAUGAUAUAAUAUGAAAAAAAUAAUAUGAAAAAAUAACAAAUAUCAAAAGUAAAUAUACGGGACCUGCAGGCUUUUCAUGUGUCGCUAAAUGAAAUAAACAUUCCGCAAAGUUAA
Messenger RNA from Cynoglossus semilaevis (tongue sole), 2477 nucleotides. RefSeq names its product four and a half LIM domains protein 1-like. The record is from RefSeq and is a predicted model, not a curated record. Gene Ontology annotation, molecular function: transmembrane transporter binding. The transcript is spliced from 9 exons. Bases 1157 to 1996 code for a protein of 279 amino acids. Gene Ontology annotation, biological process: muscle organ development. Lineage: Eukaryota; Metazoa; Chordata; Actinopteri; Pleuronectiformes; Cynoglossidae.